Molecule: messenger RNA, 632 nt
Organism: Effrenium voratum
Lineage: Eukaryota; Dinophyceae; Suessiales; Symbiodiniaceae
Source: the annotation of a GenBank genome assembly
ACACAUCGCAGAAAAGCAGAGCCAUGGUGCUUUUCCUGCACGGCUUUGGGGACCAGUGCCCGGAGGAACAAGUGGCGGUGCAAGAGCUGCGGCGCGAAGUGGAGCUUUUGGGCGGGCAGCUGAAGGUUCCGACGUACCAUCCAGGAGGGGACGUGGCGGCCACGCGGCCUGCGACCUUUCUCCAGGACCUGGACCUUUCCGAGGAGUCCUUUGCGGUGGUGGGCUUCUCCUUCGGCGGGCUCCUGGCGGCCACCCUGCAGGAGAUGCGGCCAGACAAGAUAACCAAGUGUGUGCUGAUUGCGCCGGCGAUUGAUAACUUCGAGAGGAAUUUUGCAGCCAAACGCAAAGAGGACUGGCACCUGGCGGAGGAGUACGUGGCCGAGCUUCAAAAGCUGCCGGCCAGGCCCAGCAUCAAGGUGCCCACCAUGCUCAUCCAUGGCCUCAGCGAGACAGACGCGGACGGCUCUGCGGUAUGGCGUGUGCGGGAGUGGGUGGACAAAGAGCCUUUUGGCCCCACCUACUUUCCGGAAGGAGGGCACAGCUUGGACAUCGUGGGUCGGGGCUGCCCUGGCUGGCAGGAGCUGGCCCACUGGCUGUGCGGACGCGAGGCAGACACACGUGCCUAGCGGGGG